GGUAAAUGAAGCAAAGUGCGUUGCGAUAAUUCACUGCCAGUAAGUUUAUUAAUACUCCAUAUGCAAAUGAUGAAACACAACAUGUUGCCAGGACGUCAAAAUAAGCUCUGGAAUUGUUACUAAAUUGAAGGAAACAAUAAUAGUAUGGCUAUUGUAGUUCAAAUCAAACUUUAAUUCAACCAGUAACGCAGAAGCCUUAAUUGAGACGACGACAGUCAUUGUACAUUGAAGUGUAGGAGUGAGGACGUAGUUCGGCAACUGUUAGUUGCAGCUACCUACAUGUACACCAUCUGUGGUUCAGUUUCGCCAAGACUACAUGGAAAUUAGCGAAAUCUAAUAUAAAACUUGGCGUGUAAACACUAAGCACCAACGCAAUAGAACAAGAGAUGAAAUGCAAACACAAAACCAUGGAAAAAAAGUAUGUAGCAUAUAGCUAGACAACUGGACAAACAUGACAUGCUCUAGUAAAUGUCUAAAAAGCUGUGUCGACUGAAAACUGAAUGAACACAUUAUAAAGAAGGAAAUGGGCCCAGUAAUGAUUUCCCAACUCGUACUGUGGAUAUUGUUCAUGACGAAACUUAUAGGAUCGCAUGGGUCUUCGGAACCGCAUGACUCAUCAGAAUCGCACCAGUGCUACGAGAUGGAGUACGGGGAUUGCGUGUUCUAUGAUCCAUCGAUAUGUAUGGUUAUAUCAACCGCAAAAGCUACAUACGCCCAAGCAACAGAGUGUUGUGAGAGUAGCAGUUUCACUCCUGAUGGUGGUAUUUCAAGUACUACAGGCCAUCUUGCAUACCUUAUCGAAGAGGAGCUGUGGAGUUGGCUCAACUCACAUAUUACUUCAGAAAUAAAGAAUUGGAACAAGGCUUAUUGGAUUGGUUUGGAGUAUUCGGAAACAUGUCAAUGGUGCUGGCACAACGGCUCGAAAGCAUCUUACGCAGCUUGGAAGGUCGGGGAACCAGACUAUCCGGAGUUGGAGCAAUGUGUCCUCAUUCAAAUUGGAACAAAGACAACAGAAAUAAAUCGGUGGGAAAGCAAAGACUGUUCAUACAAGGCGCGUUACAUCUGUCAAUUUGAUAUCUUGGAUAUUAAUAGUGACAACUCUACAACCAGCAAUUCAUUGAACACUAGAGACAAUUCAAUGACUAAAACAAGUGCUUCAACUAGUAGAACAAAUUCCCCAACCAGUAAAACAAAUGCCCCAGCCAGUACAACAAAUUCUUUGACCAGUACACAUGCUCCAACCAUUACAACAGAUGCUCCGACCAGUACAAUGAAUGAUUUAACCAGCAUAGCAAAUGCUGCAGCCAGUGCAUCAAAUGCUCCAACAAGUAUUAGGACAACAAAUCCUCCGAACAGUGCCGCGAGACAUUCGACUAGCUAUAGUGCAGAAGAUGAAAAGGUCUCUUUCCAACUUCGUCCAAGUGCCUCAAGUCAACUCAAAUAUAUCGCCGAUGUAGUUGAGCAAACAGCGGGAAAUAUGACGCCAGAAGACAUAAUGAAAACAGUUCACUUUCUUGGUGUUCAAGUGGAAUGGAUCGUGGAUUCGAAUAUGGAUGGGUCCCACUUAAAUUAUUCUAUGCAGUUGAUAGCAGACUUAGUAAACAAUUUACUAAGUGACGCAAAUAGGAAAGGUAUGGACACUUUACAAAAUAUCUGGAAUACCGGCAGUGAAUUGAUGUUUCACGUUGAAAAAUUAGCUGCCCAUAUCUUCACCACCAUGCUUCACGAAGAAGAGUACGAAAUAACCAGAGAUUGUAUUGUCUUUUACGCCAGGAGGUCACGCUUGAAGGAUUUUGGGACAAUGAACACAUACAAUGAUGCAAUGGGUGUCACAAAGCUCCAUGCCAAUGUUGACGUGCUUCACCAAGACCAUUCACUGGAUUCAAACGUCACUGUUGUGCAUAUUAUGUAUAAAGACAUGUGGAGAAUGCUACCAAGUAACUAUACUGGAGUUAAAAGUGUUGACCGUGUUGGUAGUAACGUCAUAUCUGUCCAAGUAUUGCUUGAGAGGGAUCCCGUCAGCGUUCCAAUACUAUACUCCCUUCAAACAAUUAACCAAAAUGACAGCGAUGCAGCUGGAAUCUGUGUGUUCUGGAUGUUUAACUCGAGUCUACCAACUGGAGGAAUGUGGAGUUCUGAAGGCUGCGAAAGCAUAGAGAUUGGCAGUGAAACUACACACUGUUACUGCAAUCAUACUACAAACUUUGCCGUACUCUUGCAAGUGGUGGACAUUCAGAUUGUGACUGGUCAUAGUCAGGCGUUGGACAUCAUCACUUACGCAGGCUGCAGCAUCGCAACUGUUUGCUUGUUGGCUUCCUUUGCUGUCCUCCUCACUACUCGCUCGCUUGACUCUGAUCGUAUGACAAUUCAUAAGGUUCUCAUCGCAGUCAUCUCAUCUGCCAAUAUUACUUUCUUGGCGGGCCAACAAGCGGUUGGAAAUCAGCUGGCGUGUCGUCUUGUUAGUGUUCUGCUUCACUUGCUCUGGCUGUCCGCAUUCGCGUGGAUGUUGGUUGAGGGACUCCAUCUUUAUCUCUAUGUUAUUGUCGUAUACCAGUCCAAACUUAGGAACUUGAAGGUUUACACUCUUAUUGGUUUUGGGAUCCCAGUGUUGAUAGUGGGUGUGUCAACUGCGUCUGGAUUCUACGGCUAUGGGCUCAACAAUGAUCAUUGCUGGCUAUCUAUUGACACAGGCCUUAUUUGGGCAUUCGCUGGACCAGCCAUUCUUAUACUCUUGAUGAACAGUGUUCUAUUGGCAUUCGUGGUAAGGGCAAUAAUGAAGGCAACCAUUGUACAUAAACGAUCGGACUACCAACAUGUCAAAGCUGGAUUAAAAGGAACUCUGACAUUAACUCCCAUACUUGGCUUGACAUGGGCGUUUGGUUUAUUAGCUGUAAAAGAAGAACUAGUGGCAUUCAGUUAUAUAUUUGCUAUCCUCAAUUCAAUGCAGGGUGUGUUCGUGUUUUUGUUCUUCAUCGUUGGCAACUCGGAGGUGCGGACAGCUGUAGCAAGGGAGGCGAAGAAAAGAGCUAACGCUGUGAGAUUACAUGCUUCACAAUUUAACUCCAGCUCGGUGCCUCAUAUAAACUCUGGACAGUUGAGCAGUCAAGAUGGCCAAUCACGGAGAAGUUCUGCUAAAAGUUCCCUGGAAGUGAAACAAUUUAUGCCAAUUCUCGAAGAAGCUGAAAACGCGCCAAAAAGACAGGAACGUGAACACUCUAAUUCAAAAUUUUCUAAAAAUGAUGUAUGUAUAAUAGAGAGUACCAUGCAUGGGUCGGAUAAUGCAAGUUUUGAACAUGAUAAUGAGAAUCCAUCGGAAACUAAAAUGAUAGAGAAAGCUGUAUCACUGUACACAGCACAGCUUAGUUGCAGUAAUAUUUCUCUAAGGGACAAUACUGGAGUAUUGGAAGAUCUAGAUGCAGGUGAUUAUUCUGACUUAGAUAAUUCUGACAUUCUCUCUUUGAGGUCACCUUCGUCAUUAAGUAAGUACUCAUUUAACGGUGAUAAUCAUUUAGUUGAAACCAAAAACAAUGUAUCUCAUUAUGGUAGAACAAGGUCAAAAUAUAACACUAGGUCCAGCAAUAAAGAAAGAUCUGCAUCAAACAGUGAAUCAUGCACAUCUGACAAUGUUUCAAGAUUAAACAGUGGAUCAUCAAGGUCAAGCAUUGAAUCAUCAAGAUCAAACAGGGUAUCAUCAAGACCAAACAGUGGAUCAUCACUGUCAGACAAUGGGUCAUCGAGGUCAAGCAAUAGAUCAUCAAGGUCAAAAAGAGAAUCAUUAAGGUCAAAUAGUGUAUCUUCAAACAGUGUAACUAGUGGAUACAGUAGUUCCAGAUCAAGGAUUGGUAGUAUUGCAAGAACAUCAAGUUCAACGUCUGCAAAUAGUUUCAAAUUAUGUGAAAGACAAUUUGUGAGAAGAGCAAGUACUCAAAGUGAGGUUCUCUUCACUGGGAAUGAAGUGUUAAAAGUGCAGAAGGAGAACUCCUGGGUGGAGGGAGGUAAACAAACAAAGAGAAGACAGCAAAGCAGAACGCCAAGGAUCAUUGUACAGAAUUUUGAAGAUGUUGUUUUACAAGAUAUAUAGUUCAUGUGUUGUCCAUAUGAUAUGUAAUGAAAUUGUACAUACUAGCUUAUUAUAACACUGAAAUAUAACACCUGCAUUCAAAGCAGUAGAUUAAGGAAAUAAACUUUAUGUGUUCAAUAGCUGAUAUUUGUGAUUUUACUAAGAACUAUACAGACUGUCCCGAAACACUUGAAAAUUGAACCCAGACAAAUGUAGAAUAACUUUGAAUAAUGAAGGAAUAUUCUUCUGAUAGACACUUUG
This is a messenger RNA of Owenia fusiformis, 4321 nucleotides long. The record is from the annotation of a GenBank genome assembly. Lineage: Eukaryota; Metazoa; Annelida; Polychaeta; Sabellida; Oweniidae.